GAAAGCUCGAAAGCACGAAAUCGCACUCGACCAAGAGGUUUUUUUUCCCCUCUUCUUCCCGACAAACCCAACAGGACGUUAAUCAGGGAGUAAAGUUUAUAUAUAUUUUUUUUUUAAAUAAAUAAUUUCCACGGAGAAGUGUUGCGUCAAUCGACGCCGACAGCUGACCUCCCCAACGUCAAAAUGGCAGGACCGACACCACCGACCGACUAGUUCCACCCUCCCUUCAUCUCACCCGGGCACAGUGUACCUUUUCAUCCGUUGUUUUUCUUCUAUUCUUCCAGUUUUCCUUGUUGUUUUUUCUCCCUCUCCCCAGUACGAUUAUGACUAUUCAAGGGCCGUAUCUCGACAGGGAGAGGAACGGCCGCCGGGAUUAGACGAGACCGAACGGACCCACAUACCGUAUCCGUCCCAUUUUCGACGAAGAGACCAGGAGGCGGAAUAAAAAGAUAACAGGACGAGAGAGAACCUGCAGGAUGUCGAGGAGGGCCAACACGGCCACAGCCCGGCUCAAGCAGGACUACUUACGCCUCAAGAGGGACCCGGUGCCAUAUGUCGUCGCCGAACCCAACCCGUCAAACAUACUCGAAUGGCACUAUGUGGUUUUCGGUCCGAAGAACUCGCCAUAUGAGGGUGGCAUGUACCACGGCAAGCUCCUCUUCCCACGCGAGUUCCCGUUCAAACCACCCAGCAUAUACAUGAUCACACCGAAUGGGCGCUUCAGGCCAAACACAAGGCUCUGCCUGUCAAUAAGUGAUUUCCACCCAGAUACAUGGAACCCGGCGUGGAGUGUUUCGACAAUACUCACCGGCCUGCUCAGCUUUAUGCUUGAACAAAGCCCGACUCUCGGCAGCAUAGAAACGACUGAGGAUGAGAAACGUCAACAUGCGUACAGGAGCCUCAGCAUUAACCUCAAGGACCCUCAAUUCUGUGAUCAAUUCCCCUCACUCCUACCGGACAUAAAAAAGGAGCUGGAAAGGAGGGAGCUGUUAGAAGAGGAAGCUCGUAAAAGACAGAUGGCCGAAGGCGGCCUACGAGGCCAGCUCAACAGCCAGACGGUGCAGUCGGAUGCAUCAGCCCUCUCGUCAGCCAUUUCCAACAUAUUCGUAGUUAUAGGCGUAGCCGCGUUUGUCCUGGCUGUCAAGUACGUCGUGGGGACGACGCCGAUGGAGUAGACUCAGCUGAAUUCCACCCUUCCCUCCCCCGAUCUUUUUUUUUCUUUUUUGUAUAACAUUUGACAUAUAAAUACGGCAACAUAUGAAAUGAAAUUUUAUUUAUUUGCUUUUAAGGGUUGUUAUCCAUCUCUUAAGCGGACACAGUGAAACAUCUACGACACCCACAUACUAAUUUUUUUCUUUAUUGACAUUCCUUUAUAAUGGUUAAUUUUGUGCGAAAAAAUGUGUAUAUAUAUUAUUACUCUUUAUUAGCUACUUAUUAUCCAUAAGUAUAACAAUAAACAUAUCUGAAGCAAAUAUGUUAAUAUAAAAAAAUCCUAUCAUGAAAUUAGACUACUGCUAGAGUCUGACAAGGAUGAAUUUGUUUAAAAAUUUCAAGAUCUCAAAGGUCAAACUUAUGUAUAAAACACUUUCUAUUUUUUCUUCCACAGGGGCAGCAGGGACAUUGAUCAUAAUUUUAUACUAAAAAAA
Messenger RNA from Cimex lectularius (bed bug), 1646 nucleotides. RefSeq names its product ubiquitin-conjugating enzyme E2 J2. The record is from RefSeq and is a predicted model, not a curated record. Lineage: Eukaryota; Metazoa; Arthropoda; Insecta; Hemiptera; Cimicidae. The transcript has 3 exons. The coding region runs from base 477 to 1175 and encodes 232 amino acids.